AUGCCCCUAGGCGAUGUCAUCGUCCCUCAUGCCGUAGGGCAGUCCUUUGAAGAAGGUUACGAAUUCCCCUUACUGAAUACUCCCUGUGAUUCACUGCAUGAAAAGGGAAGCGAGAUCCGGAGCUCCACAUCUACGCCAACACCGAGCAAUCCUAUCGACCCAGGGAACGCUGAGAAUCAUUUACUUUCCAGUGGCGACCCGGGCGAACUUACCAUGUCUAAUCUCUACGGCCUUGGUAGAAGAGAAGAGUGGAUGAGCGAGGGAAACCGCAUGCAUGAAGACCAUGAACUUCCUGCCGAUGUCCCAACCUCCGGUUCCGCAUCCUUCCAACAAGCAGAUGAAAACGGUCGAAUAAGCACUCCCAUGCAACCCUCCCAAACGCCGUCAUUUGACCAUCCCCAAAGCCAUGACGGAAGUCGUUCUGGAAGCGGUGAGGGUGGUCCCGCCGAUGGCGGCCCAUCGGAAGCUGGGAGCCUGUGCAAUCAGAGCCCGUCCUUCCCAGGAGGAGCUGCAUCUACUGGUGUGGGGAACCCUGGAGAUUUGCAUAAAGGUCUAGACAGCCAAGUUCAAGCGCCCUAUCAGUCGACUUGUUCUGCAGAUCAAACUCACCAACACUGGCUGAGACAGUGGGCAUCCAAGGAUAAUGAAGUACCGGUGUCCACAGUCGAACCUUCACGUGAUCCCAACGUGACAGUCAGGCCCCCAAUUAACUAUUGCCCAAGCGAUUAUGCCCGCCAGGUGCCCGCCAACUGGGCCAUCGAUUGGUCCGAUCAAUGCAAUAACCUCGUAUCGGAGCAGUUCCGAAACUACUACCAAUCUGUGAAUCCCCAUUUCCCGGCCAACUUUUACUGA
Molecule: messenger RNA, 852 nt
Organism: Dibothriocephalus latus
Lineage: Eukaryota; Metazoa; Platyhelminthes; Cestoda; Diphyllobothriidea; Diphyllobothriidae
Source: the annotation of a GenBank genome assembly